AUGGUUAUACUUUGUUUGACAUUGGCUGUGGCGGUUAUACCCCAAACUACUUUGUCCCAACAGAUAAUUCCCACCGUAUUGGUCCAUGGUGGUGCUGGAGAUGUAUCGGAUGCUACGAUCCCAUAUAAAAAAGAUGGUGUCAAGGUAGCUGCCCGCAUUGGUUAUGCAACGCUGAAAAAGACCGGAAGUGUAGUCGAUGCCGUUCAAGAAGCUGUUAAGUCUAUGGAAAAAAAUGCACAAUUUAAUGCCGGCUAUGGUGGUGUCCUCACCUGGGAGGGUAAAGUCGAAAUGGAUGCUGCCAUUAUGGAUGGUGCUACCUUAGAUGCUGGUUGUGUAUCAAUUAUUGAAAAUAUUUUACAUCCGAUUUCAUUGGCACGCAGUGUAAUGGAAAAUACACGGCAUAAAUUUUUGGCCGGUGAAGGUGCCAUGGCGUAUGCACGCGAAGCUGGGUUUCAAAUAUUACCCGACGGUUCAUUGGUAACGGAAAAUUCUAAAUUGGCUUUGGAAAAUUACAAGAAUAGUUUGAAUGGAACCAAGCCAAUGGUGGACUGGGAUGAAGAGCCUGAAAUUGGUGAUAAGAUAUUCGGUUCCCCAGGUACUGUGGGCGCUGUCGCCAUUGACGCCUAUGGCAAUGUGGCAGCAGCCACAUCCACCGGUGGUAUAACUGGAAAAAUGCCUGGCCGUAUUGGUGAUACGCCUAUUUUGGGUGGUGGUACCUAUGCCGAUAACAAUGCCGGUUGUGUGUCAGCCACCGGUAAAGGUGAAACUAUUAUGCGCUAUAAUGUGGCAUCGAGAAUUUUGGGUUUAAUUGAACAUUUUGGUAUGACGGCGCAGGAUGCCACCGCCCUUGUGCUGGAACAAAUGACGGAACGAUUUAAUCAAACUGCUGGAAUUAUUAGCAUUGAUCCUAAGGGUAAUUUGGGCAUAUAUUUUACAUCGAGACGUAUGUCAUGGGCCUAUCAACGCGGUGAGGAGCUGCAUUAUGGUGUCGACAAGGGUGAAGAUGUUGUGGAAAUUGUUGGUGAACCCAGGAUUAAUAAUUGA
This is a messenger RNA of Musca vetustissima, 1044 nucleotides long. RefSeq names its product probable isoaspartyl peptidase/L-asparaginase GA20639. Lineage: Eukaryota; Metazoa; Arthropoda; Insecta; Diptera; Muscidae. The coding region runs from base 1 to 1044 and encodes 347 amino acids. The transcript has 3 exons. Gene Ontology annotation, molecular function: asparaginase activity. The record is from RefSeq and is a predicted model, not a curated record.